Microdochium trichocladiopsis is the source of this 873-nucleotide messenger RNA. RefSeq names its product gentisate 1,2-dioxygenase. The transcript has 3 exons. Gene Ontology annotation, molecular function: dioxygenase activity. The annotation marks the transcript as partial. The record is from RefSeq and is a predicted model, not a curated record. NCBI's taxonomy places the organism in Eukaryota, Fungi, Ascomycota, Sordariomycetes, Xylariales, Microdochiaceae.
CCACCUUUUCCCCACAGCAAGCACAUACCUGCCGUAUGGAAGUACGACGUCACGAAGAGCCUGCUUUUGCGAGCCGCUGAGCUCGUCGAUGCAAAGGAGGCUGAGCGGCGCGCGGUGCUGAUGAUCAACCCAGGCCCAAGGCAGCCUCCCUUGACCCUUGACACCAUCCUGGCCGCACACCAACUGCUGAUUCCCGGCGAACAGGCUGUGUGCCAUCGCCACACCCCAUUCGCCGUGCGGUUCCUGAUUGAGGGCGACUCUGGAUAUACGGCCAUCUCCGGCAAGAAGAUGUACAUGGGGCCUGGCGACCUCAUCAUCACGCCGGUGUGGAACUGGCACGACCACGGCAACGAGGGCACGAACAACGUCAUCUGGCUCGACGGCCUCAACAUUCCGCUGUUCAAGCACAUUCCCGUGGACUUUACGGAACACUACGUCGCCACACACGAAUCCCGGGUAGUGACGGACGAGGAGGCGACCGACAUGAAGUUCCCCUGGGCCAAGACGCAGGCGCGUCUCGAUGCCGCUGGUGGUAGCUAUGCCGAGAGUGAGUACCUGCUGCCAGGAGGUAAGUCGGUCUCGACAACGAUUGGAGCCUACGCGACGCGUGUAGCUUCAGGACAGGUAGGGCCAACGGUGCAGGAGACGGCGAGCCGGAUCUAUCAAAUUCACGCGGGUGCCGGUCGCACCGAGCUCACGUCACCCGAUGGCAAGGAGAGGUAUACUCUCAAGUGGUCCAAGGGUGACAGCUUCUGCGUGCCGUCGUGGUACCGCUACAACAUUUACGCCGAUUCCGGCGCCGACGCUUAUCUGUUUAGCUUCUCGGACAAGCCCAUGCAGGUGACAUUGGGCUUCUGGGGAUCAAAGGAGUAG